Molecule: messenger RNA, 1536 nt
Organism: Puccinia triticina
Lineage: Eukaryota; Fungi; Basidiomycota; Pucciniomycetes; Pucciniales; Pucciniaceae
Exons: 2
Coding region: 1-1536 (511 amino acids)
Source: RefSeq, a predicted model, not a curated record
AUGUCUCCAUCAAAUUUGUCGGCCAUUCCCAAUCGACCUUAUCGUGUUAGUUCCCGUGCAGCGCUCACAUCUCCAAGUCUACCGCUUGGACCUAACGGGAACGCGUCUACCAACCGCGUCCCUCCUUUGCCUCAUGAUCAGUAUCCCCUGAGAACGAUGGCCUCUCAGAGGUCUAUAGAUGCUCCGCGACACGACUUUACUUCGCGCACUCAACAUCUUCCAGUUCAGGCAUCGCUUGCUCAGACCGAUCAUCCGACCGCGGGGCCCCAAUUGCCUCAAUUGUUAUCUACCAAACCUACUGCCAGCGGAGGUGUCUACAAGAAGCUCAAGAACGUCAAGUCAUUCUUCCGGCGACAAGCAGCCCAGAGCGAUGAUGAUUGUGACAGUUAUGAUACCGGAAGGGGCGCUGACCCAUCAACAAAUUCCGAACCCGGAUAUCGGUCGUCGAGCAGUCACCGUCCCAGGGUUGCGCGACCCUCACCUACCACGGACACUGCUUCUCUUGACAGUGUCAGAGCUGCUCCAUCGCUUGCCCCUAGCGAGUCUUUCGUUCGCCCAAGAGCAAGCUCUUCUAAAUCAAGGCCACUUGGAAUCAGAAAUGAUCUUAUCAAGCAAUUCCAUCACGAUCCUCAUUAUCUAGAAUUCGCAUCUAAUCCUCCCCCGCUGCCGCCCACUCCUCCUUCAUCCAGUACUUGCUCUUCGCAUGAGGACUUCACGCCCACCAGAAGUAAUCACGGUCCGAUCAUGGCACAGAAGUCAUUCGAUCUCGCCGUAGAUGCGUUACCUCCGGGUUCGAAACAAGUCACUCCGAAACCCAGUUUUAGCGCCCCUAGAGUGACAACCGUCUCGGAGGCUUAUGCGAGACGAGCUGCCCUCCAACACCUCAACGCAGAACAAUCCAAAAACGCCUCGGAUAACGCUCGUAGUGAAUGUGAUGCUCUGACCAAGGGGAGAAGGAGCCCAUCUUCAUAUUCGGUGGCGUCGUCCGCCAAUCAAUCCGAAAAAGAUGGGGAAACUUCCGUCUUCGGGGACGACACCAACGCAGACAUCGGAAGAUCGAUGUACGACAGAAGCAUUGACGAUCUCACCACUGAAUCAUUUGAAAUCAAUGUGGCGCAAGAGCUGAAGCCGACCACGGCUUGUAAGCUUGUCUUGAGCGAGCCGGGGCACUCGUUGCUUGCUGUCAGGACAGGCGCAAGCAGCGCGGGGAGUUCCGUGCGGAGUAGCCUCAGUGGAUUCACCAACUCUGGCAGCAAUCGCGAUGAGUACACGUCUCCUUGCUCAACAAACUCCAGCCUCCCAAGUCCGCAACUUCCUCUCGAUGAAGAAUACAUCAACAUCCAUCAAAUCAGACAGGUCCUGAAAGGAUUGCAAUCGUUGCUCGAAAAAAUCGACCCUCAGGCUCGAGAUGCUCGCGACCCUUUGAAUGGGACGCCUUCCGAUCACCGACCUCCUUCAAGCUCGACCUGUAAUCCUAAUUUCAGAAUCAAUCAUGUCGAAUUCCUUCGGAUGAUCAAAGCAGAACUUGAUCGUUAA